CGUAGUGUGCCCAGCUCUCCGCAACAGCUGUUUUGGUUUGUGUUGCACAAUGCGGCAACCGGUCGGCAAUUUAAGUUCAUCGUUAAUUAAACGCUUUCUGCAUGUACAAAAUGCUGUGCAACACGCCAAACAGCAACCGAACAACCUCAAGGGCAGAAGCAAAAGUUCCCAGGACUGGCUGACCCGGCAGCUGGCCGAUCCGUAUGUGGAGAAGGCUCGCAUGCUAAAUUAUCGAUGUCGCAGCGCCUUCAAGCUGCUCGAAAUGGAUGAUAAAUACAAAAUAUUGAAACCAGGCGAUCUGGUUCUGGAUUGCGGUGCAGCGCCAGGCAGUUGGACCCAAGUGGCUGUUGAGCGCACCAAUGCCAAUGGCAAAAUAGAGCGUGCGCCGCGUGGCGCAGUCUACAGCAUAGAUCUCUUGCAUUUUCAUGCAGUUCCCGGUGCGACAAUCUUUGGCGGCAUGGAUUUCACAGCGCCGCUUGCGCAGCAGCGUCUGCGCGAAUCACUGGCCGAUCGCAAAGUGAACUGUGUGCUCUCCGACAUGGCGCCGAAUGCGACGGGUGUCCGUAUGCUCGACCAGGAGAGCAUUACGAAUCUGUGCUACGAGGUCUUGAGGUUCGCCUUGGCCAUGUCUGCGCCGCAUGCCAAUUUGGUGGUCAAGAUCUGGGACAAUGGAGAUGUGCCCAAAUUGGAGCGUGACAUUUUGUCCUACUAUGAGAAAGUUAAGCGAGUGAAACCACGCGCCAGUCGUGGCGAUUCAGCGGAACAUUUCUUGUUGGCGCGUGGUUUUAAGGGCUCCUAGUUAUAAGUAAGAUUUAAAGCAAUAAUGUAAUAAAUAUAAUUUGAUAUA
Molecule: messenger RNA, 847 nt
Organism: Drosophila grimshawi
Lineage: Eukaryota; Metazoa; Arthropoda; Insecta; Diptera; Drosophilidae
Gene: Mrm2
Product: rRNA methyltransferase 2, mitochondrial
Exons: 1
Coding region: 50-799 (249 amino acids)
Biological process (GO): RNA methylation
Cellular component (GO): mitochondrion
Molecular function (GO): rRNA (uridine-2'-O-ribose)-methyltransferase activity
Source: RefSeq, a predicted model, not a curated record